GUUGUGUGUGAUGUGUGGUGCUCAGGAGGCGAGAUAUCGAAACCACCGUGUUUCAGAUCCAGGAGAUGCUUUUAGAACAGAAGGUCACACCUCUUCAGCUGAUACAAGCCACUGACUUCAUCACACCAUCGGAGUAUGCUGAUGUGGUGGCCGAGAGGGCUUUAGCGCAAGUGUGUGGGUAUCCGCUAUGUCUGAACAAGCUGCCGAAGCCGUCCAAUAGGGAGAAGGGUGGCAGAUUCAAGAUAUCCAUGAAGGACCACCGAGUGUAUGAUAUGGAGCUCAUACGACAGUACUGUGCCAAUGAUUGUCAUGUGGCGAGCGACUUCUUCAGUUCACAGCUGAUGCCUAUGGUAGCGCACAUGCGUACCGGCAAGGAAUUGGUCAAGGAAAAGAUUCAGUUGCUAAUGAGAGAACCAGAUCUGAAGGCCUUUAGCGCAAACGGUAGCUUUGAAACGGUCGCGCCUCUGAUAGGGGCGUCUGGCUCAGCUCUUGUGAGGCUGCAUGAUCUCAAACAACUGGUACAGCCCACGACGGGCACUACUUCUGGCCACACUGCACAAGCAACAGCACAACAAACGAAUAAGGCACAGGACACAGAUACGAAUCAGCCGACCCCGCUACCCCAACCAACUCCAGCACACACCACUACACAAGCACAGACACAACCAACGCCACAAUUACCUUACAAGGCACACCUCACAGCACACUCAGGCGCAGUCACCAAACCACAACACAUCGCAGCAUUGCCCGUACUGCACGUGGGCGAUGGCAUCGUGGCUGGAUCGGCAACGGCCGAUGGCGAGUACUCGGCGGAGCUUGAGCGCAUGAUGGAGAACAUGAACGUGCGCGAGAUGUUCAGCGACGCACGUGCCACGCCGAUGCCAUCUACGCACUACAACACAGACACAUAUGCGGUGGAUGGGUUCUUGCCCGCGCCGAGUAAGGUGACGAGCACCAAGGGACUGGCCGCGCUACAGGACGGGGGGGUUGUGAGUGGUGUGCCUGAGACGGUAGAGAGUAGCGAUACGAGGAAUGGUAGUAGCCUCGUGGGUGGGGCGGGGGGUUGUGGAGACGUAUCGGGCGCUAAGAUCACAAGGAGAGAGACAGGGGAUGAGGCGGUAGUUGACGACGAUACAAUCGUCGGAGAUGACUAUGACUCAAUGACCUUCCCUACGUCCGGCGUGGAUGAUGUAACAGACGCACUCGACACCGAACGCAAAUCGGUCCAAUUCGACCCGUCCGUGAAAGCAGCACCGGCGAAGCAGAUGCGCAAACACAACACGCAGCUGAAGGCUAAACUGUCGUUGUUUCAGCGCGCCUGGAUGAUGAUAACGGACUGGAAUAAUGCAGAUGUCCGCUUAUAUUUGCAGGGUGUCAUGGAUCAAAGUGCAAUGAGCAAGGACGGGGUAGAUGAAGAUGAGUUCGACCCAAUGACUGACGACUGGGAAGUCAUGAAGGCUACAGCGACCAAGAAAACGACACCAGAGAAAGUAGAGACAGAACGAAACUACCGAACUGAAAACUACGAUCCAGUGGCCACCCGGCACGCGAUUAUUCAACGACAGCUGGGCGUGGUCUUCAAGGCUAUCCUCGCAGGCAAGGGGAUCCGAGGUUGUACGUAUCCAAACAUCCGGAAGGAUCUGGGUGAUGUGACCCGGCGGUUUACAGUAUCCAGGUCGAGAUGUGUGUAUCUGACUUCCCCUCUGGAUCAGUUAGUUGCCCUUGUGCUCAUAGAAUCAAUGGCCCUACGGAAUCCGUUUGUCGCGAGUGCGUGCAGUGGCCCAACUGGCAGUCCUUUCGCUGCUAUGGCGCAGACGUUGUUUGAGAUCGACAAGUAUCGUUUCGAAGAUUUAGUAUCGAUAUUACUCCCUCACACGUAGAUAAUUAGCUCAAGUAAAUACAAUACACUAUUAAGC
Molecule: messenger RNA, 1916 nt
Organism: Sphaeroforma arctica JP610
Lineage: Eukaryota; Ichthyosporea; Ichthyophonida
Exons: 9
Coding region: 66-1880 (604 amino acids)
Cellular component (GO): nucleus; cytoplasm
Molecular function (GO): RNA polymerase core enzyme binding; RNA polymerase II CTD heptapeptide repeat phosphatase activity
Source: RefSeq, a predicted model, not a curated record